AUGGCAAACAGAGAUAAACAGUUCUUGGACAACGGUGUUCCUGCGGUUCCCUUGGAGUCCUUCCCGCCCCACGGCAUUCUUGCAUCUGCCUACAAGCCCAGGCAGCUAGAUAUACACGGAAGUCCGCUGGCGGAAAUCCCCGUAACUACCUAUGGUAGUACUUGGGAGCACGGUUAUCAGGCAAAAUUGGAGAAAAAUCAAAAGAAGACCCACGAGAGGAAAGGGAUAAAAAAGAUGAUAAAGCGCACUGUAUGCGGACUAAAGACGUGGCUUUCCAAACAGAGUUUGUGUGGGAAGCGGGGCGAAGAGAAAGGACCAGGAGCAAGGGCUGUGGGCCUGGAUCUUGGUGAUCGUGACGAUAGUAGGGGGAUCGUGUGGAUUGAUGAGGGGACAAGAAGCCAAGCAAGUUUUAUGGAGGAGAAAAGAGGUUGCCGCAAUUCUGGGCAUACUGAAGCCAUUAUUACGGUGAGGGAGGUGAGCGGGACUUGA
This is a messenger RNA of Morchella sextelata, 489 nucleotides long. RefSeq lists its product as uncharacterized. The transcript has a single exon. The record is from RefSeq and is a predicted model, not a curated record. Bases 1 to 489 code for a protein of 162 amino acids. NCBI's taxonomy places the organism in Eukaryota, Fungi, Ascomycota, Pezizomycetes, Pezizales, Morchellaceae.